Messenger RNA from Phasianus colchicus (ring-necked pheasant), 7999 nucleotides. The record is from RefSeq and is a predicted model, not a curated record. Lineage: Eukaryota; Metazoa; Chordata; Aves; Galliformes; Phasianidae.
UGCGAGUUAAUGAUUCAAUGCCUUUAAUAAUUCAGCAAAGAAUAACAAAAUGAGAACGUACAGCAGUGGCUCACAUGACUCUGCCUGUUCUCCCCAUGACCUUUCGGGAUGGUGUUUGUGCUGCACUGCCUUCCCAGCACACAUCCUGUGCAGUGCUUUGCUUACAGGCUGCUUUCAGGCAAACAGGCAGAACUUUGCAGUCCACCAUCACACCUUCAGAGUGCUGCCUUCUCUGGCAGCAGGGAAACAACCAGUAAAAACUCUCCUUUCUCCAUCAGAAAAACUCAACAGAAAGCAAAACUUCAUUUCCAGACUCCUCAGUGAGCAGAACACACAACCACCAUAACACUUCUGUGUUCAAGCCCUAUUUUUUUCCUUUUGAAACUACAAUGACACAUCACACAAAAACACUGCAAGGAGAAUCAUUUUCUUUUGACCGAAGUCCCCAAAGAUACCAUUUGCUCAAGAAUAACUUCGCCCAGAGAAGUUCUUCUAAAAAAAAAAUAAGUUGGUAUUUUCAGUGAGAAAUCAAUUCUCUGAAAAUAGAAACAGUUCUGUUGGGAAAUCCCCCUCCAUGGCACAGACAGCCCCGCUCCCAGCUCUCACAGAGGUGAUUCCCAGCACGAUUGCACAUCCCACGACUGACCCUGAAGGUGAGGUGGGUCAUUGGCUGCACAGGAAUUCUGCCACAGCAGGAGGUGCUAUGGGAGAUGCAGUCUAACUGUGAAAUUGGUCAGGCGCUGCAGAAAUUGCACAAAUAACAGUUUCCUUUGGUCCCUAUGAAGUGAUAGCUGCUGGUUUUUGUCUGACAGAUGUUUGCCAAGCUCCAUGUGAUGCAGGGAACACCUGAGAGCCAGGGCUGCCCUCCAUGGGCAGGAGGAAAUUCCACUUGCUGUCUAUUCCCCAAAGCCUUAAUGGUGUUUGUACACAAGAGCCACGCCAUGUGCUCUCACCUGAGCUGAGCACUUCAGGCUCUCUCCCUCAGUAAAUGCAGUAAUGAAUUAAUUUUGCAUGCAGUGCUAACUGCCAUAAUAUUAAUGACUAACAAUAACAGUAAUGGCUUUACUGCUGUAAAUCUUUACUUGCAACACUUGAGGACCCCAAACACUCCCAGUCUCCAAGAAAACACACUUUGCUCAAGUCUCCAUUGCUGCAGCACACGUUAUUUCACUUACUCAUCUGCCUGUGUUCUCAGGAAUGAAUGGUGCCCUCGAGACAGCUUUGUGAGGGGAAACUCUGCACAGAAGGCAUAGCACAAGCAAUGUUCCUGAAUACAGGCAGCUGCUGCUUGUUAUCAUGGAAACCCUAUUUGAAGCAUGACCCCAAGGCACACUGCAGUGGGCAGCACCAGGGAUGCUCAGCAGGACGGAUCAGGGAGCAAACCCCACCAAGCACACACAGCACAGCAUGAAGAGCCACUUUUAAGGCAGAGGGUCCCAGGUCCUCUGGUAUAACAGGCUGACAAAGCAUUAGAGCAGCCUUCCUGGAGUGGCUCAGCCCCUCACACGAGCAAUAGCUCCCACAGUCUGCACACUCCAUCUCAGUUCAUACAUGUUUUCAGGAUGUGGGAGCAGCAAGGGAGGGAUUGGCACAGCCUUGUGCUAUGUACCAAGGAUAGCUGGAACACUCCUGAUUCACCCAGUUUAAAUAGAAGUGAUGGGUGCUGCUCCUCUGUGACAGGAGACAAAUGAGACACAGAAGUGGACUUAGGCAAGGUUACACUCCUGCUGUACUUCAAAUUGAUUCAGUGCAAGGUCAGCUCUGUUUGGCAGCCCUUGAUUCUGCUACAAUUCUGAUAUGACAACAGGUUUGGGAUACUGCAACAGGCAGAUUCCUGCUCUAGCCAUGGCACCCACUGAAAACCAGUGAGCUGUAUUCUGCAAAGGUCUCAGUAGAAAAGCAGCCAGCAGAUAACACACAAUAAGACUAAGUGCUGUCGUUUGCUUUUCUAAUAAAAAAGGAUUUCAGAAGGUAUCAAGAAUGGGAUAUUUCACAUACUUUGUUCAGAGGAAGUUCAACAAAAAAAAAAAAUCAGAGGGACUGAAAGAACUGAUUUUUAAAAAGAGCUGUACAGGACUGAAAAAAUAAUCCUCUAACUCUGUAUCCCCCUUUUUUCUACCUAAGCUCCUUAGAACUUCAUCUGAAUCCCUAACAAAGAUGCAUUUCUAUCAAAAGCUGUGGGUUCAGAGGGCUGCUUUGUGUUUAUGCUUCCCCCCCCUGCAAUGAUGAAGCUCUGCCAGCUUUGUUUGUACCUCCUUUGCAGUGAGGGAAGAAACACAAUUGAAGCCACGGGUAUCAAAACAACAGUUAAAUGUGUUAAAAGAUGUUGUUCUUUGUCUGACCCCCAUCAAAACUCAACCACCUUCCCCUUCCUACACCCACUGCUCCCCAGCACCGCACGUGACUGAGAUUAAAGCCAUUUCCAUGGAUUAAUGUGCUCUACAGAGGACUUACCCAGAGCACCAUUAAUGCUCCUGGGCAUUACCCCACAUUCAGGAGUGCUCACAGCAAACCAACUGGGGGCAAGUAGGAGCUAAGAGCACCACUCAGUUCCAUCCCUGGUGAGCAGAGGAGCCCCAGCUGGUACGUAGCACACGGGACCCCAACCACUGCUGUUACGUACUGGCAGAAGUGCAUCUCUACAGAACUACCUGGGUGUCUGUAAGUUACUCUGGCUGCGGGGGGUGGUGGAGAUUCGUUAGGAAAGAUCAGGAAGCGAGCGACAGAAAUAUAAAGGUUUUUGCUUAUUGCAGUGAUCUCUGAAAUAUGAGUGGAUCAGCCCCGUGGAAGCUGCGUGUUUCUGCAGCCAACCUCGACAUGCCAUCACCACUCGAGGCAGUUCUGCUGCCCCAUCACUCAGCACAAGCCGUGUCGUGCAGCACUGCUGUGAUGAAUGCUGCUGGGGACAGCAGAGCUCUGCCAGCUCCUCCUAAAGGCAUUUCUCACACAGCAACGCUGAGUGUGUUUGGGCUGACAGGAAGCAUCCUGCUAAAUAUUAGCUACAGCGCAGCCACUCAGUUACCUUCAGUGAUUUAAAUGGAAAGGACUAAGGGCUAUAUUAUAUAACUUGCUUUCUGUAACCUCCCCUGUAGCACGCUGAGUGUUGGUACAGGAGGGAAUGCUUCUCUUGCUGAAGAGAAUCAACACAUUCCAGCUGUAAGUGGGAGCAAGAAAGAUUUGUUGAGGGUAGGAUUGCUUUGCCACCCUGGCUCAAGAAGGGUGUUUUCUUGAGACUUUGAUCUAUCUGGGGUAGCUUAGAGCUUAUAAAGCAGUCUGAAGACAGCGGGGAAGAUUUAAGGAGGAAGGAAAGGAACAGCAAAGUUGGGAAUGUUUCCAAGGUUGCAGCCCAGACUGUGCUGAUUGGCUUCCUCUCAUCAUCUCUGUGAUAAUUAUCUGUUGAUUUGUAUGUCUGGAUUAAUCCAAAGAUUUCUAGUGAAGGCUGAAUCAGGUCUACCAGAAUGGUGGUAACAUCAGUGACAGCCCCAGCAGGAAAAGCCAGCUAGAUCAGAGUACCUCUUCCAUUUCUCCCCUUCACACCUUUCUGGGGGUUGUGAGCACCUCUGCCCAAGGCACAGAUGUGCAGCUCAGGAUGUGCAGGCAGUGGCACAGAGGCAUUCUGCUGUUCCAGCACUGACACUCAGAGCUCACACUGCUGCAGAAAAAUCCAAUGCAACAAAUGCCAACAGCAGCCGAAGCCACACAUCCCUGCACACAGGGAAAUUAAAGGUGAAAUACUGCAGAGCUCCUGAGAACAGUGCAUCAUGCAGCAAUGUUUUCUUUCUGCUCAAACUAUGCAUUAACAUUAACACAUUAAAUGGGUGUCGAGAAAAGCAGACUUGAGGACUGUUUGGAGGGUGAACCCAUUCCCUUCCUCAGGUUCUUGCUUAAAGUUUAACUUUGUCAGCCACAUUCACAACCAAUACAUUCAGCAGCAAAAGUUCAAAGCAGUGAAAAGCUAUGGCACAAUGACCUUCAUUUCUCCAUCCUCUCUUUUAUGAGCAGAGGUUUCAGUGUAAGCACAGGCUGUGACACAAAACAACAAAUCUGUACUUUAGUUCUGGCUUUCUGAAAUGUAAUUCGUGCUUAUCAAUAACAUCAUCCCUUUGCUACUGGUUGCUGUAUCAAAAGGUGAUCCGUGGUCUCUGUAAUACUGUAUCUAAUGGAAAGAUUUUAGCUAUCAAAAAUAUUAAGCAGCUUCUGCUUCAGAGUAAAUGGAAGAAAGCCUUUGCUAAAGAGCAGCUCACUCCUGCGUGGUCAGAGACAAGACAUGCAUCCACUCAGGAGGAGCAGAGUCUUCCUUUACCAGCAACUAGGAGCCAGCUUUACUACCUGCACAAGCAGAGCAUCUACAUUUGAAAGGCUGAAUUGAAGUAAGGCGAAUUUUGCACUGAUACAUGUCAGCAGAUGCAAUCCAAUCCAGUGGCACAGAAUGAACAGCAAUCAGCUGCACAGCCCCCAGCACCUUCUGGUCUGAGAUGCAUUGCUGAAGUGCCACACAUCCCACAGCAAACAUCCCAGCCUGUGAAUGGCUGAGGAUGCUUUGUCCUCAGAGAUGCAAUAAACUCAAUAUUCUCUGCGUGAGUCACCAGUGAGGAUAUUUUCCCACCAUGUUUCUGGGUUGUUUUUAAGCUAGAAAUUUUGCCCCCAAGAAAUGUGGUUACAGCACACGUUCAGCUACACAAGAAGAAUUUUGUUUAAUAAAGGCUAAAGAGGCACACAGGGUACGUUCCCAGGGUGGGUCAGCUCCUCUAACACAUCUUCUGUUAGAAAGGAAGACAUUUCAUGCUUGAGGGGUAACCAACUCUAAAGUGGAUUGUCUCUGAGAACAUCCCUAAGUCUGGGAUCAAAAUCCGCCCAUGAACAGAGCAGCCAUCUGUAACUCUACAGUGGAUGAAGCUCACCCCACCCCUACACCAGUGACUAACUUCAGAACUGGGACAUUUCUGCACGUUUGCUGAUCCCACUCUGAUCACAUCUGUGCUAUUUCCCCCAUCAGUGACUCCUACAUCCUGGGUCUCUUGCUAACGUGGGCAGGCAGAAAGGACAAAAUUAACAGAGACACAGAGCUGCACUUUCCCUUAAGAAUGGAUUUCAAAAUCCACGCCUUUCCUCUUGGCAUUACUUUUGGGAUGAGCGAACACCCAACUAUAUUCCAGCAGCAGCAUUACCAUCUGUUUCAUCCUCUCCUAGAAGUCCUGCUUCUGUGUUUCCAGAGUUCAAAAUCCACACCUCAAACCCAACCUAUAACCAUGCUAAAAGUCACUGCAUCCAUCUGGCUUCAUUAGACAUUCUGCACCCUUCUCCCAUUUCCUCCUACAUGCACACUCCAUCACACCUGAUGAACACACAAACUUCUUUAAGCCCAGUUUCAUCUUCUAGAAGACAGAAAAACCUCAAAGCUGAGCUGCUCCCUGUUUGUUUUCCCACUGCAUGCCCACAGUGAUCUUCACUGCUUCUCUAUUCCUCUGCUUGUUCCACUGAGUAAGGGAUAACAUUAAGUUGGCUGAUUCUUAACUUCACAAGUUCACUAAGCAAGCUGAAAUGAUUUUUUUUUUUUUUUUGCUGGAAUGCUCCUUAGGCAAAAAUCUGCUCAUUUUCUCAUAUACUUACUGGAAAUUUUCUCCAGUAGUGGAGGGAAAAUAUGCAAAUUGUACAACAUUUUCCUAAGCAGGAGUCUUGAGACCUUGGCAGUCUUCACUCCUCGCCUGCAGGUACAAACAAGACCCAUAAUGUUCAUUAUUUCUCAUUCUGCAGAACACCAGCAGCAGAGGCAAUGUUCAACUACCUCCGGAAGCGCUUCGCCAGCCACAUCACAGAACGAAGCCGGAGAAAAGCAAGGCUUGUUUCCAAAGAUGGAAGGUGCAACAUAGAGUUUGGUAACGUAGAGCAGUCAAGGUUUGUCUUUUUGAUUGAUAUAUGGACGACUAUCCUGGAUUUGAGAUGGAGAUACAAAAUGACCAUCUUCAUUUCAGCAUUCUUAGGCAGCUGGUUUCUGUUUGGUCUCCUCUGGUACGUUGUGGCCUACAUACACAAAGACCUUCCAGAAUUCAAUCCCUCCAUAAAUCACACCCCUUGCGUUGAGAAUAUCAACGGUCUGACUUCAGCUUUCCUGUUUUCCUUGGAGACACAGGUCACUAUUGGCUAUGGCUUCAGGUGUGUCACAGAACAAUGUGUCACUGCCAUUUUCCUGCUCAUCUUCCAGUCUAUCCUGGGGGUAAUCAUCAAUUCUUUCAUGUGCGGUGCCAUCUUGGCCAAGAUUUCAAGGUCCAAAAACAGGGCCAAGACCAUCACCUUCAGCAGGAAUGCUGUCAUCAGCAAACGUGGUGGGAAGCUCUGCCUCCUCAUCAGGGUGGCAAACCUCAGGAAGAGUCUUCUCAUCGGGAGUCACAUCUAUGGCAAACUCCUGAAGACCACCAUCACCCCAGAAGGAGAGACGAUCAUUCUGGACCAGGUCAACAUAGAGUUUAUCGUUGAUGCUGGCAACGAAAAUCUCUUCUUCAUUUCCCCAUUGACUAUUUACCAUAUCAUAGACAAGAACAGCCCUUUCUUCCACAUGGCAGCAGAAACAAUUCUGCAGCAAGAUUUUGAACUGGUGGUGUUUUUAGAUGGCACUGUUGAAGCCACCAGUGCUACCUGCCAAGUGAGGACAUCUUACAUCCCAGAAGAGGUGCUCUGGGGUUAUCGCUUUGCUCCCAUUGUGUCCAAGACCAAAGAAGGGAAAUACAGAGUAGACUUCCAGAACUUCAGCAAGACAGUGGCAGUGGAGAUGCCCCACUGUGCCUUCUGCCUCUACAAUGAGAAAGAAGCUAAAGCCAAAGAGAAGAAAGGCUAUGACAACCCUGGUUUUGUCUUGGCAGAAGUUAGUGAAGCCAGUGACACAAAAAUGUAGCUCCAAACCUUUAUCAGACUGCACCUUUCUGCGUAAUUAAAUCAAUCUUGAGAGGAUUAACAACUUAGUGAAACCAGUAACAGGUUUGUUUUAACUCUACAGCAGCAUCUAUCUUCUCAAAAGCCUCAAAUCAGAGAGGACCAGCAUACCAGUGAUCACCAGAACACUAUUUAACAAUGCUAUGUAUUUCAUAGAAUUUGUAUUUUUAUAUCUGUGGGACACUUUACGAAGCUGCUAAGUUGGAGCGUCCAACUCACUUAAACUCCCAGAGGCACAUCAGCCUUACAAAGCCUGGAAAGAGGAACUUUAAGUCACCCUUAAGGAGCAAAGCUGCGAGAAUGAGAGCAUGAGAAGAACAGACAGAAGGCCAAAAUUCUCCAUAAGGACCAAAGGGACUUGCAAGUCAAAACCUCACCAGAAAUGCAUGUUUCUCAUUGCCAAAGCCCUCUGUGGAUGCAGACUCUUUGGUUCCGGACCUUUUGAGCACUUUUGAACAUUUUGAAACAAUUCCUUCUUAUUUUGAGCUGACAUAUUUAUAGAAAUGGAGCACUAAGGGACGGCACACGUUUAGGAAGGGAUUUUGAAGACAGAGCCUAUGCCAUCCUCCUGCAACUACAAUGUCAUAAGGAGCUCUCUUCUGGGAAAGCUUUUGAUUCCUUGAGAGAAAAUACCAAAUGGAAAUGGAAAGUGAAAACAAGCACAGACACCUGUCAUGAGAGAUGAGGAACACUGCAGCUUGUUCUUAAUCAUCUCACCUUCCUGAUACCCCUCUGUCCACUUCUGCCAGGAGGCAGCUGCUGUGAUACUGAGAAAUCUCAGAAAGCAGCAGCCAGUGGAACAGAAGCACAGCGGGGAGGUGAAGAGCACCCAGAUUGCAGCACAUCUGGUGGGAGAGCAAUCCUCUGGGAGAAGAGAGGAACUUCCCAGCACAGGAUGCAACUUUGGAACAACCCACAACACCAGCAAGGCCUUUCUUUGAAGCUACAACUAAAGCACAGUGAAAUGCUGUAUCACAGUAGGUACUGCAGUAAUGACAGCAUGGUAGCAAAGGCCUGGGCUGCAGCAAGUGAAGAUAUGCUCAAAUGCAACAGCUGUGGGCACAGAAAUAAA